AUGGCGGGCGGAGCAGUGGCCAAUGUCGGUGGAAACGCGAACCUCAUGCACCUCGUCGAUCCGAACCGGACGUGGUACAACAACCGGCGCCUUAUCUACCUCCACCUCUGGAUCCUGCUUCUCCUCAUCACAUCGUCCACCAAUGGAUUCGACAACAGUCUUAUGAACAGUUUUCAGUCAAUGCCUCAAUGGGAGGACUACUUCGGCACACCGGUGGGAGGCAAGCUCGGUAUCUUGAACGCCAUUCAAAACAUCGGUUCCCUGGCCGGCUACCCAUUUGCGCCGUAUUUGUCGGAUGGCUUGGGCCGGCGCAAAGCCAUCUGGAUCGGUGCGACUAUCAUGCUCGUCGGGGUCGGGGUGCAGACAGCCUCGUACAACCUGAGCAUGUUUAUCGGAGCGAGGUUCUGCGUUGGCUUCGGCCUAACAUUUGCAGCGAACGCGGCACCUAUGCUCGUCACGGAGAUCGCUUAUCCAACAUACCGUGCUCCUAUCACCUCGUUGUACAACUCACUGUGGUACACAGGUAAUAUCAUUGCUUCCUGGUGUUCGUAUGGCACGGAGAGGAUCGAUACUAGCUGGUCAUGGCGUAUCCCGUCGCUGUUGCAAGGCCUCCCGUCUGUCUUCCAGUUCUUCUUGGUCCUCCUUGUUCCGGAAAGCCCCCGUUGGCUAGUGUCCAAGGGCAAGGAGACACAGGCUCUGAAGACGCUCGCAUACUACCACGCUGAUGGCAACGAGCAAGAUCCGCUAGUUCAGUACGAGUUCGAGGAGAUUAAAGCUGCUAUUGCUCUUGACAGGCAGAGUGCCCAGAGCGUUGGAUGGCUGUCUCUCGUCAAGACACCAGGGAACAGGAAGCGGAUCAUGUUGAUUGUUGCGAUCGCGUGGUUCUCGCAAUGGUCUGGAACGGACUUGUCUCGUUUUACCUCAACAAGGUUUCGACACCAUCGGCAUCACGGACAGCACCACUCAGCUUCUCAUCACUGGUAUUCUUGCCAUUGGAACCUAUGCUGGGCAGUCUUCGCUUCGUUCCUUGUUGACAUUGCUGGGCGGCGGACGCUCUUCCUCACCUCCUGCGCUGGCAUGGUCGUGUUCUUCACCGGGCAGACUAUUUGUUCUGCGGAGUACGCGCUGCACGGGACUGCCGCGGCUGGCCACGCCGUAUCGCGUUAUUUUCCUAUUCUACGCCGCAUACGAGGCUUCAACGUGUUCAACUUCGUCGUCUCCCUCGCGCUCAUCUUCAAUCAGUACGUCAAUCCGAUCGCGCUGCAGAACAUCGGGUGGAAGUACUACAUCUUCUACUGCUGCUGGCUCUUUUCCAGUCGUGUUCUGCUUCCUGUUUAUCGUGGAGACGAAGAACCGGACCUCGAAGAGACCGCGGCGCUGUUCGACGGCGAGAUCUGGGGCGCGGGUCAUGGAGAGUGGCGUGGUUGCCGCCGACGAGACAGCAGCUCGUCGUCGGACGAGAAGGCUUCGGCCUAA
Messenger RNA from Fomitopsis serialis, 1476 nucleotides. RefSeq names its product general substrate transporter. The transcript is spliced from 11 exons. The coding region runs from base 1 to 1476 and encodes 491 amino acids. The record is from RefSeq and is a predicted model, not a curated record. Gene Ontology annotation, molecular function: carbohydrate:proton symporter activity. NCBI's taxonomy places the organism in Eukaryota, Fungi, Basidiomycota, Agaricomycetes, Polyporales, Fomitopsidaceae. Gene Ontology annotation, cellular component: membrane. Gene Ontology annotation, biological process: carbohydrate transport; transmembrane transport.